This is a messenger RNA of Oldenlandia corymbosa var. corymbosa, 765 nucleotides long. NCBI's taxonomy places the organism in Eukaryota, Viridiplantae, Streptophyta, Magnoliopsida, Gentianales, Rubiaceae. The record is from the annotation of a GenBank genome assembly.
AUGGCCACAAAGCUAUUCCAACCUCCAAAAUCAGCUCCUCAUUUGUUUCAUCCAAUAGGAAAUGUUGCGAGGAAGAUGAUAAUGAGAUCAGUUCACAGAGCAUUCUCAGCCACUCACUCAAUGAGCAAAAGGUGCAGGAAUAAACAUUGGCAUCAUCCACUUCUUGGGCUUGAAAUCAUUGCUUUAGCAAAGGCUAGUGAACAGGGAUUUGGAGUUGAAGUUGAGAAUGAGGAGGAGACAGUUCAGCAGACCAAAUCAUCACUUUAUGAAGCACUGGAAGGCAUAAACAGAGGCAUUUUUGGAGUUCCAUCAGAAAAGAAAGCUGUGAUUGAGAAAAUGGUGAAGCAGUUGGAGUCUCUGAAUCCUAAUCCAGAACCAACCACAAAUUUAGAGAAGAUGGCUGGAACUUGGAAGCUUGUUUACAGCACUAUCACCAUUUUGGGAUCAAAAAGAACCAAACUUGGAUUAAGGGACUUCAUUAGUUUGGGAGAAUUUUACCAAGACAUUGAUGUGAUUCGGGGGAAAGCAGUUAAUGUGAUCGAAUUCAGCGCGAGAGGCCUGAAUUUGUUUAAGGGACAGCUGAGAAUUGAAGCAACUUACAAAAUUGCUUCCAAGUCAAGAGUUGACAUAUUAUACGAAAGUUCAACAAUCUCCCCUGAACAGCUGAUGAACCUGUUCGAGAAGAACUACAAUCUUCUUCUGAGCAUUUUUAACCCGGAGGGCUGGCUUGAAAUCACGUAUCCUUUGAUAUUUGGAUAUUCAUGA